AUGAAGAUCAUUGCGGCAUAUUUGUUGGCCGUUUUGGGAGGUAACACGGCCCCUUCAGCAGUUGAUGUCAAACGCAUCCUAGGCUCAGUUGGAGUUGAGGGUGAGGAUGAGCAGAUAGAGUUGCUGUUGAGGGAAGUCAAGGGCAAAGAUUUUGCGGAACUAAUUGCCAGUGGAAGAGAGAAAUUGGCUUCAGUUCCUUCUGGUGGAGGAGCUAUUGCUGUUUCCGCUGCAUCUGGUGGUGCUGCUGCGGCUGCUGCUGCACCUGCGGCUGAAGCAAAGGAAGAAAAGAAGGUUGAAGAAAAAGAAGAGUCUGAUGAUGAUAUGGGCUUUAGUUUGUUUGACUAG
Messenger RNA from Vicia faba (fava bean), 345 nucleotides. Lineage: Eukaryota; Viridiplantae; Streptophyta; Magnoliopsida; Fabales; Fabaceae. The record is from the annotation of a GenBank genome assembly.